Messenger RNA from Helobdella robusta, 588 nucleotides. RefSeq lists its product as hypothetical. The transcript is spliced from 2 exons. The coding region runs from base 1 to 588 and encodes 195 amino acids. NCBI's taxonomy places the organism in Eukaryota, Metazoa, Annelida, Clitellata, Rhynchobdellida, Glossiphoniidae. The record is from RefSeq and is a predicted model, not a curated record.
AUGCAGUCAUUAAAACAUGAUAUAAAGUCAACUUUUGCUUCGGUUGUUAGUCAAGAAGUCAAAAAGAACGUUGACGUUCUUAAUGCUGAAGUUAAAAAUGUGCAUAAAACUUUGCUUGGAGCGUCCGAUGUGAAAGAUAGAGAAACAAAUAUAAUGUUAUUUCGACUGCCGGAAGGUGUCAACGAUAAAGAGCGAGUUUUCAAAAUUUUGAAUCACUUAACGGAUGACGCCAUGUCUUAUAAAAAUGUUCUAAAAAUUGUGAGAUUGGGUAAAAAAACUGAUGGCACGUCGAGAUCUUUGCUUAUCAAGUUGGACAAUAUCGCUGUUAAGAAUCAAAUUAUAAAACGCACUUUUAAAUUAAGUUCUCUGGUUGAUCAAUUUGGUCGAAUUGGCAUUAGUCGUGACUUGACUAAAGAACAGAGAGGUGAAUUGAAAAUUUUGCUAGAGGAUGCUAAGAUGCAGGAAGUUGCUAAUAAAAUUUUUUUAUUCAAGGUUCGCGGUUCUCCGGGAAGUUGGAAGAUUGUAAGAUUCCCGGUGAUUUCAACGUUCACAUUGAAAAGACUAACGAUCCACAUGCCGCUAGGCUAA